UAGAUGUCGCCUUGCUGUAAAGCUGAAGGUGCCGGUCAGGCUGGCAGAAGAUGGCGGUGCGGAAGAAGGACGGCGGGCCGAACGUGAAAUUUUAUGAGUCCUCUGACACAAUCUCUCAGUUCGACAACGUGCGGCUAUGGCUGGGGAAAAACUACAAGAAGUAUAUUCAGGCCGAGCCUCCUACUAACAAGUCCCUGUCAAGCCUGGUAGUCCAGCUCUUACAGUUUCAAGAAGAGGUGUUUGGAAAACAUGUCAGCAAUGCACCGCUUACUAAAUUGCCGAUGAAAUGCUUCCUAGACUUUAAGGUGGGAGGCUCUCUGUGCCAUAUUCUUGCUGCUGCUUAUAAAUUCAAGAGUGACCAGGGAUGGCGCAGGUUUGACUUUCAGAACCCAUCCCGUAUGGACCGCAAUGUGGAAAUGUUCAUGAACAUUGAAAAGUCCCUUGUGCAGAAUAACUGUCUGUCGCGACCCAAUAUAUAUCUUCAUCCGGACAUAGACUCCAAACUACAGAGCAAGCUGAAGGACAUUGUAAAAAGACAUCAGGGUACUGUAACGGAGGACAAAAGUCAUGCUUCCCAUGUGGUGGUUCCAGUUCCUGGCAACUUGGAGGAAGAAGAAUGGGUGCGACCCAUACUGAAGCGUGACAAGCAGGUUCUUCUUCAUUGGGGUUACCAUCCUGACAGUUAUGAUACCUGGAUCCCUGCAAGCGAAAUUGAAGCUCCAGUGGAAGAUGCACCAACCGCAGAAAAGCCACGCAAGGUGCAUGCCAAGUGGAUCCUAGACACUGACUCAUUUAACGAGUGGAUGAAUGAAGAAGAUUAUGAGGUGAAUGAUGAUCGCAAUCCUGUUGCACGUCGCAAGAAGAUCUCAGCCAAGACCUUGACUGAUGAAGUAAGCAGUCCUGACUCGGACCGCAGGGACAAGAAGGGACCUAAUUACAAAAAGAGGAAACGUUCCCCAUCCCCACCCCCAAGUGCAGAAGCAAAGAAGAAGAAUGUCAAAAAAGGACCCUCAACUCCUUACACUAAAUCCAAGAGGGGCCACCGUGAUGAGGAACAAGAGGAUCUGACAAAGGACAUGGAUGAACCUUCGCCUGUUCCUAAUGUAGAAGAAGUAACUCUGCCCAAAGCUGUCAACACCAAGAAAGAUUCUGAAACAGCCCCAGUAAAAGGAGGCACUGUUACUGACCUUGAUGAACAAGAAGAUGAAAGUAUGGAAGCAGUGACAAAGGAAGAAGAUGAGAACUCUUCAGGGAUCAAAAUUGAACAAGUGAAGACCUCUGACCUUCAUGAAGACAAUGUAACUGAACAAACACAUCACAUUAUUAUCCCCAGCUAUGCGGCCUGGUUUGACUAUAAUAGUGUACAUGCAAUUGAGCGCCGAGCACUGCCUGAGUUUUUCAAUGGAAAGAACAAAUCAAAAACCCCUGAGAUCUAUUUGGCAUAUCGAAACUUCAUGAUUGACACAUAUCGACUGAAUCCUCAGGAAUACCUCACUUCAACGGCAUGCCGGCGCAACCUGGCAGGGGAUGUUUGCGCUAUAAUGAGGGUCCAUGCUUUCUUGGAACAAUGGGGAUUGAUUAAUUACCAAGUGGAUGCCGAGAGUCGUCCUACACCAAUGGGACCACCUCCCACUUCACAUUUCCAUGUCUUAGCUGACACACCAUCAGGACUGGUACCACUGCAGCCAAAAACACCACAGACCUCAGCCUCACAGCAGAUGCUCAAUUUUCCAGACAAAGGUAAAGAAAAACCAAGUGACCUACAAAACUUUGGCCUAAGGACUGACAUGUAUAGCAAGAAGAAUACAACUUCCAAGAGUAAAUCUGCUGCAAGUGCCACACGGGAAUGGACUGAGCAGGAGACGCUGUUACUCCUUGAGGCUCUAGAAAUGUACAAAGAUGACUGGAACAAGGUGUCUGAACAUGUUGGCAGUCGGACUCAAGAUGAAUGUAUUUUACACUUCCUGCGGUUACCUAUUGAGGAUCCAUAUUUAGAGAACUCGGAAGCAUCUCUUGGUCCUUUGGCCUAUCAACCUAUACCGUUUAGCCAGUCUGGCAACCCUGUAAUGAGUACUGUAGCCUUCCUGGCCUCUGUCGUGGAUCCACGUGUAGCAUCUGCUGCGGCCAAAUCAGCCUUAGAGGAGUUUUCUAAGAUGAAGGAGGAGGUUCCCACGGCAUUAGUAGAAGCUCACGUCCGAAAGGUGGAAGAUGCAGCCAAAAUAACUGGCAAACCUGACCCAAGUUAUGGCCUUGAGAGCAGUGGCAUUGCUGGCACUGCUUGUGAAGACAAUGAGCGAAUAGAAAUGUGUGUUUAUAAUGUAAUUCCUGUAUUAUAUUGGAAUGCUUUGCUUCUAGAGGAAACUACUACAGAGGAACCUCCUCCUGAACCACAGCCCGCAGAAGAGAAGAAGGAACCAAAGGAUUCACCUAUUGAGCCUGUCACAGAAGAGGACGCAAAGGAGCGUGGUAGUGAUUCUGUAAAGAAGGAGGAAGAGAAGAGCAAAGAUGACACAGACAAGGACUCUGAGAAGAGUGAUGUAGAUAUGGCUGAUGGGGACAAAGUAUCUGAUAGUAAAGAAGGUUCAGAAGAAACAGAUAAGGAGGAAACCGCAGUGAAGAACAAGGUGGAGAGAGACAUCGGAGAGGGGAACCUCUCUACAGCUGCAGCUUCUGCCUUGGCUGCUGCUGCUGUGAAGGCUAAACACCUGGCUGCAGUGGAGGAACGAAAGAUCAAGUCAUUGGUGGCUCUGCUGGUGGAGACUCAAAUGAAGAAACUAGAGAUCAAACUGAGGCACUUUGAGGAGCUGGAGACCAUCAUGGAUAGAGAACGGGAGGCGCUGGAGUAUCAGCGGCAGCAGCUCCUAGCAGACAGGCAGUCCUUCCACAUGGAACAGCUAAAAUACGCAGAGCUGAGAGCACGUCAACAGCACUUCCAGCACAUUCAGAAUCAACACCAGCAGCAACAUCAGACUCCUGGCAGCCAGCCUGUGCCCCCCACUGCCCACUCCAUCCCUGUAACACAAGCUUCUGUGACCCCUGCAUCUGGGGGUACAGCAAGCAGUUCGGAAGGGCUGAGUCAGCCAAAUCCACCUCCAUCACAACCACCAGUGAACAGUCAGCAGCAAGGAGGCACACAACCCAGCCCAGCACACGGUUCUGGUUCGUAUACAGGCCAACCACCACCCAACCCCAUGAUCCCAUCAGCAGUAUCUGCUCCUGCCCAGCCUCCGGUGCCCGGUAAUCAGCACCCCAGCAUGCCUUUGCCUGUACCAUUAAUUAUGAGUAGUGACUUAGUUGACUCUGCUCAUCACAACCCACCGACUAACACCUAUCCAGUGCCCCAUCCCAUGCAUGGCUCUUUCCCUCCUGCAGCAUGCCGGGUCGGUGGGCCUUCCCCACUACCACAUAACCCUUCCAUUGCCCUAUCUUCAGCGCCUCCUAACUUGCCGUCUUCCCUGGGGUCAGCGGCCACACACAGCCCUGCGAUCGUAGCUGCAGUGCAGGGAGGGGCUCCCGUCACAACCAGUCCUGUACCAGAUCCCGCAACAUCCCUCCAGCCUGCAGAAUCCAUAGGAAGCACAGUCCCUCCAGCCCAACAGUAACAGUGGGACUUCUCUUUUUGUGGGGGGGAUCCAGACCAGAAUAGAAGUGAGAAAGAUUGUGGAAAUGUGUCUCAGAUACUUCUUUCUGGAUCCAGACCUCCCCCAUGCUUAGAACCACACAUUGAGCUCUCCAGGGACACAAUUCCCCUUUGUGUCAUGACCUUUCUUCAUUUUAUGUCAUGAAUGGCCUGGACCUCAGCUGUUUGAUGUUAACUGCAGUACUAAGUAUUCUGAAGGGGGACCUGUAAGGGAACAAGAGGAGACUAUAGCACAUCCAGGCUCCUUUGGUAUCCCUGUCUCCGCCGUGGGAGUGUGGAAAAGUAGUGUGCAGCAAACA
This is a messenger RNA of Nanorana parkeri, 3939 nucleotides long. It is a transcript of the gene SMARCC2, whose product is annotated as SWI/SNF related, matrix associated, actin dependent regulator of chromatin subfamily c member 2. Gene Ontology annotation, molecular function: histone binding; nucleosomal DNA binding. NCBI's taxonomy places the organism in Eukaryota, Metazoa, Chordata, Amphibia, Anura, Dicroglossidae. Gene Ontology annotation, biological process: positive regulation of DNA-templated transcription. The coding region runs from base 51 to 3602 and encodes 1183 amino acids. The transcript is spliced from 28 exons. The record is from RefSeq and is a predicted model, not a curated record. Gene Ontology annotation, cellular component: npBAF complex; nBAF complex; SWI/SNF complex.